Messenger RNA from Perkinsus marinus ATCC 50983, 1017 nucleotides. Its product is annotated as WW domain-containing oxidoreductase, putative. The coding region runs from base 1 to 1017 and encodes 338 amino acids. The record is from RefSeq and is a predicted model, not a curated record. NCBI's taxonomy places the organism in Eukaryota, Perkinsozoa, Perkinsida, Perkinsidae. The transcript has a single exon.
AUGGCCGCAACUACAACCUCAACUACAGACGCAACCUCAUCUCGCGGUACCAUUCUGAUCACUGGUGCCUCAGCCGGCGUUGGGUUGGAAGCCGCAAAGGCUCUCAUGCAGGACGGCUGGCAUGUUGUUGCCGCUGUUCGUAACGUUGAGAAAGGUCGUCGUGUACUUGGUGAACGAGCUGUGGUUAUGGAAUGCGAUCUCGCCAACUUCGACUCAGUCGUGAAGUUCGUGAGUGACUUCAAGAAGCGUUAUGACAAGUUGGACAGGCUGGUGCUCAACGCGGGGGUUUACAUUCGUACUCAAACUCCUACGGUUAAUGGCUUGGACGAGACCUGGCAAAGUAACUUCUUAUCACACUUCUUAUUGACUCUAUUACUACUACCCAUCAUACGGGCGGCAGAAAACUCUGCGGUUAUCAUGUUGUCAUCGGUCUCUCACAGAUUGGUCGAUCCGUACACUCUCGGCGAGCACAUGGGUAAACCUGAGGGCUACACUAAGGAGCAGGUUUACUAUGGCAGCAAAUACUCUAUGACUGUCUUCGCAUUCGAGUUGGCUCGUCUGACUGGACUCAGGACUGUCGCUGCUAAUCCGGGCGGUGUUGACAGCGACAUAUGGCGAGAGCGAUCAAAGUUUCUCAAGUGCCUCUCUGCUACGGCCUUUUUGACAGCUCGAGAAGGCGCCCAGACUACCAUCGUUGCUUGUAACGAUCCUACAGCUGAUGGGUACCUCUCUCCUUAUCCUGUAGUCCAACGCUGCGGUUCCUUCAUGGCUAUCAUGACUGACCUCGUCGUGCCCAGGUUUAUGCUGUAUCCGUAUAAGAAGCUCAAGUGGGCCCUUGGGCCAGAUGCUAAACAUUUGAGAACUAAAGUUGGUUAUCGUGCUCGUGACCCUAAGGCAUGGGCCUACGUGUGGGAACAGGCCACGAAGAUUCUUUCAUCUAAGGUUGAGUCUGCGGUUUGGGAGGAAGCUAUGAAGAACUUGAGCGAUGCUCGAAUCAAAAUCAGCAAUGAUAAUUGA